Messenger RNA from Toxotes jaculatrix (banded archerfish), 6758 nucleotides. RefSeq names its product kinase non-catalytic C-lobe domain-containing protein 1. The record is from RefSeq and is a predicted model, not a curated record. The coding region runs from base 299 to 5725 and encodes 1808 amino acids. Lineage: Eukaryota; Metazoa; Chordata; Actinopteri; Toxotidae. Gene Ontology annotation, molecular function: guanyl-nucleotide exchange factor activity. Gene Ontology annotation, biological process: small GTPase-mediated signal transduction. The transcript is spliced from 31 exons.
CACACCCCAGCACCACCGCCUCCUCCUUCUCCUCCCCCUCCUCUCCGGACACGCUGUAGACGCUCGAUUCCGGCGCAUUGCUGGGCUUUCCCCGUUUUCUCCGGCAUUGUUUUUGGACCCGAGUGUCCCGCAGUGACCAUCGACUGACUGCUGGACUGCAGCAAGUAGUCUGCACCCCCCCUCACUUGUUUGUGCUCGGUGUACCGAGAGAGCUCAGGCAUGCCAUCUGUUUCGACCGGCAACAUUGUUGUCUGGGCCGAAAUUCGCUUCACUACUUGAGGGAAUCAAAGUUGCUGCAAUGGAGACUCCGGGGAGUGAUGCAGCUCUCACAUACUUGGGGAAAGCUGAAGACAGAGACGGAUACUACGAUCUGGAACAUCUGCCUCCGCUGCUGGAAGAUGAGGAGAAUGUGUCUCUGGCAGACAUCCUUUCUUUGCGGGACAGCUGUUUGUCUGAGGUGGAGGUGUGGGCGGUGUGUGCAGAGUGUGUUCUGGCCCUGCAGAGCAUCAGACCCUCCCACCUCUUCCAUACUCUGUGUAUAACACCGGACACGCUGGCCUUCAAUGCCCAUGGGAAUGUUUGCUUCAUGGAGCAGCUCAGUGAUGAUCCUGAAGGCUCCUUUGUGCCUCCUGAGUUUGAUAACACAGGCAGCACGUUUGAGGGCCAUGUUUACUCUCUGGGCUCCACGCUUUCUGCCGCACUGAACUUUGUCAUCGAGCCAGAGCUAGAAGCUGAGCUGGGAGAAGAAAUCCAGAAGCUGUUGGAGCAGAUGCAGGAGGAGAAGCCUGAGGACAGGCCACUGCUGCAGGACAUCAUGUCUCUGGCUGAAGCACGGCUGUCUCAUACCUCCUCUGCAGCUGUGUGCCGGAAACUUUCUUCUAUCGGGCGACGGGUGCUUUCCAUUGAAUCAGUUUCAACAUUUCAAGAUGGACAGGAAGGCUCCUGGGAGGCAAGAUGGCAGCAUCCGAAACCCAGAUGUCUGGUUAGCAGACAGAGCUCAGAUGAUAAUACCAAAGUCCUGUGCAGUGACAGCUCUGUUAAGACGAAUGGUCUGUCUAGACAGCAGGUUUGUGGGGGCUGGGAUUCCUCUCUCUGGGCUGAGGACAUGGACAACUGUGAAGGAGACGACAUGAUCUUGGCUGAUGAGAUGGACUGCAGGUCCCACAACAGCUCCCCAGUGAGGAGGAGAGCCCAGCAGAGGCUGAACAGGGUCAGAGGGGCUCUUAACCGCUCCUGCUCUGUCCCAGACUCUAACAACCCCCCCUCUCUUUCCCCUCCAACACAUGGAGAUAUCAGUAUACCAGUGUCUGACCUCACAGAGAUAGGAGCAGAUGAACACUUGAGCUGCAAGUCUGUGUGGAGUAACAGACUUCAAAGACUCAACCGGGGCAUGUCCUGUGAAUCUUACCCACAUAGUGGCACUGAGGAUUAUGUGAAUUCAGAUGUGGACAACCAGAUAUCACAAGAAGACAAGGAUGCUGCAGAGACUUUACAUAGUGGAGAAACAAAGAGUCAAGAGUGCCAUGAAAGGGAAUCCAAGGACUGUGUCCAGGAUUUAACAUCUUCCUGUCAGAACCUGGAAAUGGAACACGACUCUUCUGGGGACCAGGGCUCAUUGAACCACAGCCUCUACAUUCCUAAUAACCACAUGACCAAAAGCAUGCUGUGCCUGAAUGAAGAAUCUCAGGAUGAGUGGAUCUCUCUAAGAGAGUUACUCACUCGUUGUGGACGGAGGCUGACGGUUAAUGAGCUGUGGGCUCUGUGUUACACCUGUCUGUCUUCACUGCAGACCUACAUUGACUUUCCAGCCUAUUUAUGCCUAGACACGGUGUACGUGGGCUGCGAGGGAGAGGUGCUUUUCUUGAAACCUAAAAACAUUGGACCCCGAGAUGAAUUUUAUCUUGCUCCUGAAUAUCAAGAACAUGGCAUUGUGACUGAAAAGGUUUGCGUGUAUGGGGUUGCUGCUAUUCUCUGGGCCACAGCCAAGUUCAGUUUAUCACCGAAUCAAAAACUGGCAAUGCCUCGCAAACUGAAGAGGCUGCUCCUGGAGAUGGCAAAGAGGACGCCUAUUGAGAGACCUAGCAUCAUUGUGGCUAAAAAGAGCUGUCGUGACUACUUAUUACGUCAAGGGACAAGUGCUGAGACUGUGUGGAACAACCUCAUCAGCAGAGUUCACCCGCCAGUUUCAGAAUCCACUGAUGCAGAAGAUUUAAGCGCAACUGAAACUCAUCAAAGCUCAUGUGAAGAGUCUGAACAAAACAACAGUGGCUUUGUGCCCAUGGCCACUGAGAGCCGACUGGCUCCUGUGCCUGGCCCUGUUCCCCACAGCUAUCCAGUCAGCAAGGAACUCCAACUCCCAGAAGCCUUCACUUCCACCGCCACACACUUCACCCCCAUCAUCCUGACCAAUGAGGGGGAGCCAGAGGAGGAGAGCCAAAACCUCGGAGCUGCCAUUGAAGGGACUGUGGAUGGAUUCUCAGAAACCAGAGAACACAUCGAGGAAAGGGAUGAUUUCACUUCACACUCUGAGUACCCACAGGCUGAGCCCAGUCUACAUACAGAGGAGUUGCCUGUUAAUCAGACAAUCAUAACUACAACUCCUACAACUUCCAGCAACAAGAUACCGGUCAACUCUUCUUCUUCUCUCCCUAAUAUUUCCUGUCUUGAGGUGUCUCUUCCUCAGCCAUUAUCUACUAACCUCAACGGUUGUGGUGUCUUCAACAAUUACCUCUUUUGUCAGGAUCCCAUAACAGGACAUCUUUCUUUAGUGCCUGUGCAGGUCAGGGCUCCCGAGUCUCUCCUCGGGUUGGAUAUAAAUCUCUCCCUGGUCCCACAGCCUCUGCAAGGACUAAUCACAGUUCCAGAGGACGCUGACGGUCCGUUUAUUAACUGUCUGAAUUCGCCUGUGAGGCCUGAAACCCAGGAAUACGACCCAUCAUCAAAUUUCAGUGGUAGCUCCAUCAUCUCUGACAGCCCUCUGGGUCAAAGCGUUCCCAGAGCUUACAAUGGACAAACAAAUCCAGGAGCACAAAGUGAGAGCCAGUCUCCUUCAGAGUCCGUCUGCCCCAAAGUCCAUCCUGCCUUACAGGAAGUGAUUGACCUGCUCAAGGGAGAGUUUUCACUUGAUGGCUAUUUGGAUAAUGGACAUGAGGACGUCGCCAUGGGGGAGUACAUCUUCUCUUUGAAGGACCUCCAGUACCACACCUUUGCCAGUGUUGUGAAGGAGAGGUUCAGUGAUCUGUACUGGGAAGAGGACUUGCUGGGUGUUUUACACUGCCUGGUCAACUACAGCCCAUCCACACUCGGCUCUAAUGAGCAGCCUCCAUCAAAGGAUGUGAAAAGGGCAACCCUUACCCCACCCUUGAUAGCAACUGUCUGGAGAGGGAAGAGAGAAGUUUGCCUGCACGGCCAUCUUGAUCUGAAUGGAAACAUUCACACUUCCAGUCCUGCUGCUUUGGACUCUUGGGAAGAAACCGAGGCCCGGUCCUGUCACGGAGAAAAUGAGACUGCACUUGAAGAUUUGGAAUUAAGAUCAGAGCAGAGUCAACACUGCAUCGUUCAAGGCAUGAGCACAGACGGUUCAGACGCAGGGGUCAUGGAGGGAGGAGAUCAUUCAGUGGGGGGCAGCGAUGAAAGCCCCUCUGAAGCUGAGUUUCUGUCAGGGAGAGAGGAAGGGCUGCCUGGAGCCCACGACGAGCAGAUGAGCCCCGACUGCUCGGAGGACAUGGAGGACAGCGAUUCCCUGGUGUCCGAGCGACUCCUUUCUCCUGGAUCCAGAGCAGAGGGACUGGGCCUCAGCUUCAGCCCGGCUUGGGCCUUGGCCUUUUUUGGAGAAGAUUGCUUCAAUUCAGAGGUCAUACAGUACGCAAUGAAUCUGGGACAGCACACAGGAUCGCCAUGUUUAGAUGUGAAGAUACAGGAACUGCAGCAGCAGCUGAUUAUUGAAACAAGGAAUCUAAAGAAAACAAGGAAUUUCUACCAGAAGCUGAUUCAACAGGAGAGAAAAAAUAAAGGUUCUGAGAGCAAAGUGAUGCUGUCCAAACUCAAGUCCCAGCUCGAGGAACUUAGAUCCAAAGUGGUCUUCUUGGAUUGUGUGAAGAAAUACCUUGAGAUUCUGAGUGUGGACCAGUGGGGUUUGGAGGUUUCAUUAUUACCCUCUUUGGCCGUCUCUGGACCUGGUUCUUUGAACCUCCAAUCCUCUGAAGACCCUUCUAUUCUGAACUUUGGCACCAGCAAAGGGAAGAGCACUCUGCAGGCCGGGUCUCCUCUGGGCCUCAUGGCUUACCUCUACACCAGAAAUGCUGCCGUGGAGGGCUACAUCCAGCAGUUCCUGUAUACCUAUCGUUUCUUCUGCACUCCUGAGCAGUUACUGCAGUUCAUAUUGGAUAAAUUCAUCAGUUCUGCAAGAGAAGGUCCAAACAUGUCAGGAGACAGUGAAAAGAUCUUCCAUCGCAGUCUGGACCUGCUCCAGUUCUGGAUAACAGACUGUAAACAGGUGGACUUCACAUCAAAGUCCAGUCUUGUGGAUACAUUAGAAAACUUUCUUAAUACAGAGGUAAUUCCUGUAGACAGCCGAGGGGAGGCACUUCUUGCUGCUCUGCAUAGCCCACCAAGUACAAGUUGGAGCCAAGGGAGAGGAAGCCUAAUCAGCAUUGAGGAGGAUGAGGACUCUGUGUGCUUGCAUUCAUCUACUGAGGAUCUUGGCAGAAAGUGGAGAAUCUCAAGAGUGGUGGAGCCCUCUGCAUCCAUGCCUAAAGAGAAGGCCUUCUCCAUUGCAGCAGCUUUGCCUGUGCCUUGCUAUAGCUCCCUGGUGGACGACCUCUCCAGCGUCUGCCUGCAUAGUGAGGAGCGACUCCCGUUCAGCCAGAAUGAAUACAGCGCGCAGCACAUUGCUCAACAGCUCACCCUCCUGCAGCAGGAAAUGUUCCAAGGAUGUCAUCCAGUUAAUUUCCUCAACUCCAGGGUACAAGGAGUCAGAGACAAAGUCUUGAUGCCCAACAAGAAUGUGUCCCAGCACAUCCCACCAGCAGAGGGCAGCAGUCUGCUUUCAUCUGAGGGGACAUCGUCAGACAGCCAUCUCCAGCGGCUGCUCACAUAUGCAGACAGUGUCACUCACUGGGUCUCUUCAGAAAUAGUAAUCUGUGACUCCUCAAAGACGCAAGUUGCUUUGCUGACCAAGUAUCUGUGGAUAGGAAAACACUGCUAUGAAUCCAGGAACUUUGCCACAGCCAUGCAGGUCCUCGGAGGUCUGGAGAACGUGAUUGUCAGGCAAUUACCAGCUUGGAAACAUCUGUCUUCCAAGGUGUUUGAGAUCCUGGAGGAGCUACGAGCUGUGCAGGUGUUUCUGAAGAGUGACGACCUGUGUCUGAUGGGGGGAGAACACUCGAGGAGGAGGCCCACCCUGCCGUCAGCACACAUCCUGGCCAUGCACGUCCAGCAGCUGGAAAUCGGAGCGUUCACACUCACUACUGGAGCCUACAAAUGGACCAAGCUCAGGCGCAUAGCAAAGGUUGUGAGUCAGGUCCACGCCUUCCAGGAGGCAGCAUACACCUACAGCCCGGACCGGGAGCUGCAGGCCUACCUUCGGCGCCGCAUCGCUCGGCUCGCCACCUCUGACAUCCACCUCUUGGCCGCCGGCAACGAUGCCAACUUCCAGCAAUCCAGUGAGCGACAAACACGGAGAAUCCAGGACACACUGAGGAGGGUAAAGGCCACCUUCCAGUGAGUCCUGCCCCACUCAGAUCUCAAAGAGUGAGUCAGUACCAACAGGUCAACACCCCAUGUCCAAGCCUAGACUGAGGCUCCGUGUCCCAGGCAUGACCCUCAGAUGCCUCUGUUGGUCCCAGCAGCAGAGCCUUGUAGACCGGAAAACCUUUUUCUACUGUUGUAUGUUCACCAUUUGUCAAAUGCCCCUUAACUUCAGUCAGUAAUAUUAGUUUAGACUCCCACCCACACUUUAUUUAUAACUCACAGCCUUUAGAUUACUUUGAAAUAUUUCUCCCUCAGCUCCUGUACUGACAUUUUUUUUUAUUACCAUUGGUUGACUGUUGCUGUAAUUUAGUUGUUAAGGCCUCCAUAUAGUAAUACAUGGGCAGUGAUGCAGAACCCAUGCCCAACAUCAAGGCUGGAUCAACAUGACAAAGUUGGCAAGUGCACCAGGGGCCCGAGAGGAGAGCCCAAAAACAAGUUCACAGUGUAGCAAUGUGGUAAUCUGAUCAGUUGUAACUUAAGGAAUAUGCAGCAACAAAGCACAACAUCUACUGACGUGAUGAGGACUUUAAUCCUCCUUUUUUUGAAAAUAGCAGUGUCAGAAUGUCCACCACUUUGGUCUGGACUGAAAUGUCUAAACAGCUAUUGAAUUAAUGUCCAUGAAAUUCUGAAAGCAGAGUGGAAAACCAGUCAUGUCUGAGCUGCUUCUGCUGCAGUGGUCCCUUAGUUAUCUGUUUUUGUGGCUAUUUUAGUUUUUUCUUCUUCUCCUCACCACACUGUCAGAUUAUGAUGAAUGUUUAACUUGUUUUCAGGUUUAACUUUGUCUCAAAUUCCCUCUGGCUAUUACUCUCACCAAAAAUGCUUAAAGAAGCCUGGACUUUGUCAUUGGUUCAUCAUUUAUAAAAUGUUUUCGGCAGCUCCAUUACAGUAUGGCAAGUGUUGGUCACAGCUCAGUAAACUACCACCAAAAACCGUGUGUUUUACUGUUGCAGGUUUAAGAAAGGAAAAAAAAAACAUUCCUGUAGUGGACAUAGGGCUAUAGAGAGUGG